Messenger RNA from Rhopilema esculentum, 5081 nucleotides. Lineage: Eukaryota; Metazoa; Cnidaria; Scyphozoa; Rhizostomeae; Rhizostomatidae. The record is from RefSeq and is a predicted model, not a curated record.
AUGGGGCACUCAGCAAAAUAUGGUGCUUACACAAUUUUCUGCACGAAUUUGAAAAAGAUUGUUGACUUUGAACUUGUUCAGAAAUGCAUUGAUUCUGAGGUUCUUGUGUCGCAGUUUGUGUCAGAUAGACACAGAGGUGUUGCUAAAUGGUUAAGAGAGGAACAUCCGGCUAUUAAGCAUUAUUUUGAUAUCUGGCAUAUUGCCAGGACUCUAACAAAAAAGUUAAUAAAGGCUGGGAAUGAAAAUAACUGCCAAAUUAUUAACAAAUGGACUGCAACCAUUCGUAACCAUUUAUACUGGUGUGCAACAUCAUCAAAACAAGGUUUUGGCCAAUUGAUCAUUGCAAAGUGGAAAUCGAUAAUUAACCACAUACAAGACAUAUACACUCACGAGGAUCCAUUAUUCAAUACUUGCAUCCACCAAACAUUCGAUCGAAAAAGGAAAUGGAUUAAAAAUGGAACUACUGCAUUUGACAAAUUGAAACCUAUACUGCUUGACACUAGACUUCUAAAUGAUAUAAAAAGUAUUUCAAGUGAUGCUCAAACAAGUUGUUUGGAAGCCUUUCAUGCCACACUCAAUCAUUGGCACCCUAAAAUGAUUAAUUACCAUUGGCUUGGAACCAAAUGCAGACACAUACUCGCAAUUUGUCAUUUUAAUGAGAAUCUGUCAAGAGAGACCAUGAAAACUGAUGAUGGGCAGGACAUACUGGGUGUUUCGUUUCCCAAAUACAAGCUUGGAGAAGAAGUUGUUAAACCAGUCCCUGUUGCACCUAUAUAUGCUCAACAGCAAAAGACCAUGAUGGAGCAGGAGGCAAAAAAGGCCAGAGGAACAGAGAAGAAGAAAACCAGCAAAACUGGUCACUGUAGAACAUGUGGAGAAACUAUGCUUGGGCACUCUAAGCAAAAGUGUGUCAGCAAAUAAUUCAGUCUAAAUAUAUAUAUAUACAAACAAUUAUUAUGUUAAUUUUUGAAAUAAAGUACUAAUUCAUAUUAAUCCAUGUUCAGAUUACAUAUUUAAAUUUUGAAAAUGAACAUGCUAAGAGUAACAUAUUAUAUAAGCACUGAUUACAAACUAUUACAUAUAGGCAUAAUGUUACAUCAAUUUUCAAUACAUAAACAUAUAUAUUUUAUUCAGAACAUUAACAGAAUUUUAAAAGAAACCAGGCAAUAACCUCCUUUGUUAAAAGGAUGUAAAGAGAUUCUAGAAUACAGCAAAAAAUAUAAAGAAUAUUUUUGUUUGUAACAAUUCAGUGGAAAUUACCUGUUAAUAAUCAUACAAAAAAUUUAUAUUUUCUACAAGUUUUCAAGCAAUUAUUUUGAAAAACAUCAAGCAAAGGUUUCUUUAAAAAUAGGUGUGACCAACCAUAAAAAGUGCUGGAUACAAAGGGAGUUAUUCUCUUUGGGCAGAAUCUUUGUAGCCAGUUUUUUUAUUGUUGGUGUUAUAUUUUUCCCUAAUAAAAUUGUAUAUACAUGCAGUUAUUGGUCUUGCUGUGUCCCAACCAAGGUAUCCAAAGAUCCACCUCACCAGAUUUCUGUAAGCAACUGCACGCAGAUAUCUGCAAAAAGUGCACUUUGUUACUAAGCAGACAGCAAAAUGUCUUUCAACUAGUUUUGAGUAGUUUUUUCUGGUAAUUUUUUAAAAUUUAAUUUUUUAAAAUUUGAUUAUAUAAUGUGAAAUAAUCAGUUGUCCUUUAAAAAUAAAAUGUGUAGGAUGAAAACAUUUUGAAUAGCUAAGUCUUGCUUCAACAAACUUUAACCCUAUAAAUUUAAAAAUACUUACUCAUUCUCAGAUACACCAGCAUGUUUUUUAUAUGGCUUUCCAUUUUUUUGCUUUAAAAGUGGACCAACAAUUUUUAACACUUCUUUUUUAAGUUCUUAGCUGCAUUACAGAAGUCUUCGUGUUCUGUAAUGCAGCUAAGACUGUCGGAAAGUCCAUCAAAAACCACUUUUCCAUAGGCUGCAUGGACCUUUCGGCAACAACGAUACUCCCUAGCACUAACUAGUCUUCCAACACUGCAUUUGUUGCAAGCACCUUAAUGAAAAUGCUAUGAUGAUUACUUAUCAAAAAUAGAAAGAGAAUAAUAAACAUUGCAUUUCCAAAUUCUGUUAUGUAGCUUGUAAAUAAUGCUAAAUUACAAUAAAAACCUGAAAAUAAGAAACACCAGGUAGAGUCCAAGUUGUUUCUUUUUUGGGCCCACACUCUUCUAGCCUACUUCGCCAGGGUGCAUUCUUAAGUGCAUUCCUAAGUGCCCAAAGAUUUUCGGCGUACAGUCAGGUUUUUAUUAGGCGUUCAGCGUGCAAACCAAUAAAAAAAUUGUUUGCGUACUAAAAAGUUUCGUUAGUUGGCAUGCUAAACAUGAAGCCAUGUACAUAGUUAACGACUCCUACACCACAGUUUUCUCUAAUAAUCAGUUUUCUAUGCCUGGCGCAACAAUGUUUGUUGUUUUACUAACUGCUUUUAUAUUUUCGGCGUACCUAAACAAAUGCCCCGGUGGACCUUGGGCGUACAGUUGACAUAGAAUGCACCCUACUUUGUAAACUUUGAAAAUAUACAUACGAUUGGCAAUCCAGUACUGCUUAUCAGCCUUCCUUGUUAUAUCAUUACUACUGCAAGAUACUGCUGUAAGAAGCACUACUAACUUACUAACAACUAGUACGUGAAAUGCGUAAAGGGGUCUGUACUUUGCAAAUUAGAGAGAUCGCAGUCGGUGGGCGAUAGUAAAACAAGUGCUUUUGACACUCGUUUUCUGAUCCGAAGCUAUUCUCGUCCUUGUGUGUGUUGUCGAAAGAAAAUAAUAUAAAUUGGCUCUGAAAUGAUAGUUUGAUAGAAAUAUUAACUUAUCAUUCAUUUAAAGCAACAUGCCUUUCAAAACGAUCACGAAGUUGUGACGGCCUAAUGCUAUCUUCGUCCUCGGCCUGAUCAGUCCCCUCACCAUCAGCUCCUUCAGAUUCAUCGCUAUUGUCUGAGGCCAAAGGCUCGUACUGAUAUGGCAUGAAAACAGCGCCAUAAACCUUUGCAGAUCCUUCUUCGUCGCUAGAUUCAUUUAAAGUGGCAUUAUUUGAUUCAGUUAUACUUGCGUCACAAACACACUGUAUUCCACUUAGGCCGCACGCAUCUGGCAAAAAUGUGUCAAACACUUUACGUCACAAAAACACACUCGUUCCAGAUCCUGUGUACAAAUUUUGGAACCGUAGGCGCUAAAUUCAAAUUGUUAAAACCAAAAUAUUAUUUGACAAUGCAAUUUUUAGUUGCAUUUUCGGAAUUAGCGAUAUCGAAUUGGUCUAGAAACAAGGGGAAAAUUUUCGAUUCAUAAUACCUUUAAGGCGUUUUAGGGAAAUAUCACACUCAGCCUCUGUUUUGAAAAUAGUAUAUGUGUCAUCCACAUACCGAAAAUAGACACCUGGCUUUUGGUCGCAGUCAAACAAACGCUCUUCAUGAAAGCCAACAAAGAUAUUGGCCAAGGCCGGUCCCAGAUGGCUACCCAUAGCGACACCAUCCUUUUGUUAGUACAUUUCAUUGUUAAAGCUGAAUUCAACUGAACGUGUUGCAGUUUCCAUCAGUUCAAUGAAUACUUCCUCUGAGAAUGGUGGGCUAUUAAGCUCGCUGCGGUACAAAGCAUCUACACAUAUUGUGAUGGUCUCAUUCAAAGGGACAUUAGUGAAAAGACUGCUAAUGUCGAAAGAACACAUGAAAGAUGUUUCGUUUUCGAUGUUCAAGUUUUGCAUGAACCCAAUUUUUCGAACUUUUCUUUGUCGAGGAGAAUAUUCUCCAUUUUUUGGAUGUAGUCCUUUUUGUUCAAAAUAACCAUUCCUGACCCUUUAUCAGGCUUUGUAAUAAAGAUGUCAUUAUUAGACCGUAGAGAUUCUAAUGCUUGAAAAUUUUCUCUAUGCAAAAGAAAAUCUGAGUGGUCGAUGGGAGAGCCGCUGUAAGCGUACGCCAAAUCGCUUAGUCGUGCUUGUAAUUUCUUAAAUUCCAAAGCAUCAAAAAUAUCGUGUCUGGCAAGUUGAGCGUGUAAAAUUUCGAAUUCAGCAAAAAGUUCCUCUCUGUUUAUUCGUUGUGGUGGGAUACAAAAUUCAAGACCAUUACCUAAGACAAAUGUUUCGGUUUAAGAGAGAGAAUAGUCCGACAAAUUAAAAAUAUGUUUUUUUGAAUCGCUCAUCAAGCCGCCAAAACGUUUCCUAAUUAGUAUGCCAAUGUUCCUAUCAUGUUUUUCUGUAGUCUGUUUUAGCUUCCGCUGGUCAAUUUCAGAAAAGUAGAGGCAAAGUCGAAAAUUAUCAAAGAAUGUGAGAAACGGACGCGUUUUAGACCAUUGGCGUGUGUAUAAACGUUUUAGAUUCAGAAUAUUAGUUUUAGUUUUCUGAAUUUCAUCUUGUAGAAAAGCACGCUCAAUGGUUGGGCUGUGUCUAACGCCAGACUUAGAAAUACGAGCGGUGAUGAAUUUAGGUGCAACCCGAUUAGUGCAACAUAAACUGAGAAAGGAUAAAGAGAAGCUGGCCGACAUCAGCUAACCUCUAAGCUUAACCAAUGCGUUGAGAUCCUCAAUCUCCUCAUUUGUGUACCUCUGCUUGAAAUAUGCAAACAAUCUUUUGGUGGUACAAAACUUGUAAAUGGCUUUGAAAAAAGCAAACAAUUAGUAAACUAAAGCUUCAGAGUUUAAAACGUCAGAACAUAGAUCGAAAACUCUACGCUAAGAAAUAUAUAUACCCAGUUGUGGAUCGAAAUAGGCCAAUCAGAAACACGAGUACAUGACUGUAAAGGUUGACCAAUCAGUGCUGCUUGCCUAUUAGAAUGUUACCAGUGGAAUCCUAAGGUGAAAAUGAACUCCUUUUGUCUACACAGUAGCGGUUUUUUCGUGCUUAUGUAGAUAGAUUCUAAAACUGCUAGGUGGAACGACAAUCUGGCUUUUCCAAUAAUACGAAACAUGUCGCCAUUAUAGUUUUUUGCACAAUCUGGGUUUUCUAGCAAAUGCUGCCCGAUAGCAGAAUCGCAGGUUUUAGUAGUAAUUUUGGAUUUGCAAGACCGAGGUGGCUGUUCUCUUUGGGGAUGGGUUUUGUUUCUAAUAUUAGAUGGAACCUGUUGUU